Messenger RNA from Uranotaenia lowii, 5898 nucleotides. It is a transcript of the gene sti, whose product is annotated as citron Rho-interacting kinase. The record is from RefSeq and is a predicted model, not a curated record. Gene Ontology annotation, molecular function: ATP binding; protein serine/threonine kinase activity. Gene Ontology annotation, cellular component: cytoplasm; actin cytoskeleton. NCBI's taxonomy places the organism in Eukaryota, Metazoa, Arthropoda, Insecta, Diptera, Culicidae. Bases 212 to 5773 code for a protein of 1853 amino acids. The transcript is spliced from 6 exons. Gene Ontology annotation, biological process: peptidyl-threonine phosphorylation; actomyosin structure organization.
CACCGCCAGCUGCAACGGUUUUCAAAAUUACAAGUCCGGCGCCAAACGGAAAAAGCUGAAAAAUUUACUAUUUUUCACAAAUUUGACCCUGUUUCCCUACCGAUAGUCGGCGAAAAUGUCCCUCUUGGUUUAGUGAUCCGUUUCGAGUUUGGGUUCCACAGGUUUGUGAGUGUGCGUCCGGGAAAAUCAAGUUAGAAAGUUUGGGUGGAAAAUGGACGGCAGAAAAAUAAGCGUCCGCACGGCGCGUUUAAAUAAUUUGGUUCUGGGAAGGUCCGAUUGCUAUGGAUUACAGAAGGACCAGCCGGACGAGGACGGCGAUGGUUCCCUGGAGGUUGCGAUUUGUCGGGAAGGUUUGCUGGAUUCGCUUUUUGUGCUUUAUGAGGAGUGCAGCAAGGAUGCGUUGACAAAAAAGGAUAAAAAUGUGGCGGAUUUUGUCAAUAAAUAUCGCCCAAUCAUAAAAGAAACUCGUUCGAUGAGAGUCAAUGUGGCCGAUUUCGAUGUAAAGAACAUGAUCGGAAAAGGAUAUUUUGGAGAAGUUCAUCUUGUAACGGAACGCCAAACCGGAGAAAUUUAUGCCAUGAAAAAGAUGCGCAAAGCCAUGGUGACCUCAACCCAGGUCCGAGAGGAGAGAGAUAUAAUGGCAUCGAGGCGAUCCGACUGGAUCACCUCACUCCAGUAUGCGUUUCAGGACCAAGAAUGUUUGUAUCUUGUUAUGGAAUACCUGCCUGGAGGUGAUCUGCUCAGUUUGAUGAUUAGGAUUGGCGUCUUUGAUGAAGAGCUUGCACAGUUCUACUUGUCAGAACUGACAGAAGCGCUGCAUUCACUCCACGAGCUAGGUUACGUUCAUCGGGACAUCAAACCGGAAAACAUUCUAUUGGAUCGCUUUGGUCAUCUGAAGUUGGCCGAUUUCGGAAAUGCCAUCACAAUGAACAAAGAUGGUAGUGUGACCAGUAUGACACCGGUCGGAACACCGGACUAUAUUGCGCCGGAGCUUCUGCAGACAUUGUCGAUCAGCUCCAAAAGCACCAAUAGGAACCACGAUGUAACGUGCGAUUUCUGGUCGAUGGGAAUCAUAGGAUAUGAAUUUGUAACGGAAGCUACUCCUUUCCACGAUGAGAACGUGAAUGAAAUUUAUUCGAAGAUUAUCGCGCAUUGUGAGGGGCGAUACGCCAAGAAGCUUGAAUACCCUGAGCACGUGUCGGUUUCGACGCACUACAGAGAUCUGAUUGAUCGAUUGGUUACGAAAGCCUCGAAUCGAAUGGGUUACCCGGAGAUAAAAAGACAUCCGUUUUUCAGCGAUGUAAACUGGGAUAAGCUAAGAUAUCGCAUUUCUCCUAUCAUUCCAACUGUUAGCAGUGAUGAUGAUACAUCUAACUUCGAAGAUGUAGACAAAUCGAUUAAAAGAAACCCAUACGCUAACAAACCAACCUUUCCCAUUUCCAAGGUGAACGAUUUUAGCGGACAGAAUUUACCUUUCCUCGGAUAUAGUUAUGUAUAUGAAGAACCUGAUCUCGCGGGUAUGUAUCGCGAUACGGAUGAACAUAUGGUCACUGCUAGAUUAUCACAAAAGAUAAAGGAACAAAACCGAGUGCUCAAGGAGCACGUUUCCGAAAUCCAUCAACUUCAGCGAGAGCUUCUGGAAAAAGAACGCAAAGUAGUAACCGCAAGUGCUCACAGUAAAAUCUUUGCUGAAACCAAAAAGGAAUUGGAAAAUUUACAGGAGCUCCUCAAAGUAAAAACAGCAGAACUGGCUGCAGCAAAAACCGACAUCAAGACAUUGCGAAAUCGUCUGAAGAUUGAAGAAGAGCAGCGACUAAAGAACGAUGCCACCAUAGCCGAUUUGCUUAAACAAACUUACAAAAAAUGGGAAAAGGCAAAGCAGAGUUCCGAUCAAAACUACGAGAAACAGAUCGCCGAUCGUCGCACUGAAAUAAGCACACUCAACGAAAAACUUCGGUCCCAAACCAACGAUCUUCGUUCCAAGAUUGACGAAUGCAGUCAGUUGCAAACCAUGGUGGAAAAUUACAAAGAACUAUUGAAAAAAUCAAAGGAUCAACUGAUGCUGGACAAGGAAGAAUAUGACAAGAAUCAUCAGCAACUAGUAUUGACUUACGAAGGCAAGAUCCUAGAGCUGAAACAAAAAUGGAAAGCCGAAAAAGAAGCCCGCGGCAAGCAGGAAGAAGAAAACCGGGAAUUGCGUUCCCGGUUGCAGGACAAUGAACACACCGUCAAAAGUGCCGAACACACACACCAAAAGUUUGUGGACAAUAUGAAGCGACGCAUGACCAUCCAGCUGGAGGAAGCCAAGCAGGUUUCGGACAAAAUGAGUGAAGAGAUGCAACGCAAGUGUGAAGAUUUGCGGCGCGAGAUUUUCAAGCUACAGGAGCAAAGUGUGAGCAGCAGUGCCACCAGCAGCAACCGCAGCUCCCUGUUGAGCACCCACGAUCAGGAGUUCAAGAGUGCCAACUCGAGCCUGCAAGAGCUGCACGUCCAGUUGGAGGUACAGCUGCGCAACGAUUUGAUCAAAGCCAGAGAAAGUGAAGACCUUCAGCGAAAACGAGCGGACGGAUUGGAGGAGGUUGUCUCCCGACUGGAAAAGAUAAUCGAUCAGUUCAAGACCAACGGUUGUGGUGCUGUUGCUGGUGCUAGUGGCCUUGGCGUGGGUAGUGAUGGAUCUACUCUGCUAUUGGAGCGCCAGAACGAGCGACUGGAGGACAAGUUGAGUGCUAUCCGGGAGCAAUCGAUUAUAGACAAGCAGUCGGCCAGAACGGCUAACCUUUCGUUGUGGAAGUUGGAAAAGGAACUGGAACGUGUUAAGUUGGAUAACUCAAUAUUGCAAAGGAGAGUCGAGCAGGCCGAAGAAAGGGUGAACAAAGCUCGUCUGGAGAAGGAAGAGGUAGAGUUCAAGUCCAAACAGGCGACAGAAGUGUUGGGUGGGAAGGAAAAACACAUUGAUGAUUUGAAGGAAGACAUUCGGCAAUUAAAGGAUGAGUUGAAGAAGGAGAAAACUGCUCGGGAUUAUAUUGAUAAAGGACGUUUGGCUGAAAAAGCUGAAUUGAUAACUUGCUCGGCAAAAAUUCAAAGUUUAGAAGAAAAAUUGGAAGAAGUUAAACAAACGGCUAGUCAAACCAAUGACAAACUGAGAAUGAUGACAUCUGAAAAUUCAAGGCUGUUGCGAGAGUUGAAGGAAUGCCAGGAAGAGUUAGCCGAUGUUCAUGAAACGAAUAAGGAGUUAGAAGCGAAGAUGGCAAGUAUUUCUCGAAAUUUCAACAUGCUUAAAGGUGCAUGCAGCAUAACAGAAACUCAGCUAACUGAGCUUGAAAUAUUGCUGGAGAAGGAAAAGAAGAGCGGUAAGGAAAGUUUAGAGAAAAUAACUUACCUACAAAAACAACUCAAAGAAAAAGACUCAGACAUUACCAAAUUCCGUCAAGAAUUGCAUCAAGAACGUUCCUCAAAGACACUCAGUGAGUCUAGAACAGCUCAGCUGGUGUCCGAAUAUGAAGAGCUUCGAAAGAAAUUCGAAGAUUUACAAACUCAAAUGGUUGAUCAGCAGAAAGAGCUUAUAGAAAAAACAACCAGCCUGUUCGAGGUUCAGGAACGCAUAGAAAUGCUUAAUUUAGACACUUCAAACCUGCAAAAGGUAGUCUCAAAUUAUGAACAUGAACAUCUUAUUCUCAAAGAGGAAAAUGCUAAAAUCCUAACCGAUCUGUUCUUGGCCAAGGAGCAUAUUACUAAGCAGAACAACGAUGCUAAAGAUUACAAAAAUCACAUCAAUCAACUGAAUGCUGAACUAGAUCACGUUAAAUCGGUUUUGGCUGAGCAGAAGCUAUUCUAUUCCGAACGGGACAUUAAAUCAGAAGCCACUUUGGCGCAACACAAAAAGCUCAUCGACUAUUUGCAAGCUCGUGUCGAAGAAUCAACACACAAGAAAAAGAAAACGUUUGCAGAAAAAGUUUUCGGAACCAGUGGAAAUGACAAGAAGGAAAAUGUUCCGCCGAACCCGAUUAUGGUAGAAAAUACCACCAGCUAUAAAAAACUUCAAGAUGAACUACAGAAAGAGCGACAGCGGACGAAUCAACUUAAAGAACAACUCCUCAGAGCGAAAACCGAUAUGAUUGCCAUGCAAGGAACUUUGAAAAAGGCCCAAAAGGAUGAAGAUAAUAAUCAACAUCAAAUAGAUAAUCCUGAAAUUACACAUCUUCCCGAAAAAACCUCUUCCAAGACGAAACAUCCGGAACCACACUCUUCCAAAAAACGUAGUCCAGUUAAGACGACCACCGCAAGUAGAGCCCACACAUUCGAUAUGACCCUGGAAACGCCUUCCUCGAAAAAUCCUGUGCAACUAUGCAGUGUUUGCGAUCGCCACAUCCUGGCCGGACAAGCAUACUGGAAGUGUAAGGAUUGUUCCAAGAACGUGCACCGCAAGUGCCGCUCGGGGGCGCCAAAUAAUUGCCGGAGAGCUUCGGCGUUAAGUGGCGGGCUGAAUUCAUUAGCAAACGAAUUGACUGAAGAUGGCAGCACUGCUUCCCUUGAUGCUGUAUCCAUUGCCGAUCGCCCGUUCGAUUCUAGCGACGAUCAUCCCGUAAGCAGCAUUGGGGAAAAGACUGACAACGACGAAGAUGAGGGGGACAAAUACGUGGGAGAUUUGCUGUUCAAAACUAGGCCCCUCGAGCCUAGAUUGAUCAUUAACGACGUGUACGAUGUAAAUGAAUAUAUCGUUCUGUUAGCCUGCGAAAACGGCUUGUUUUCCUACAACACGGAAACAACCGAGUUGGUUCACAUCAAGGGCAUUCCUAACGUAAAGUCAUUCACCAUUUCUCAGCAUGUGCCAAAGGCGAUCAUUAUUGGUAACGAUGGCGAAUAUCUGUACCAGUGCGAUACCCGUCAUUUACAAAGCCGAGCACAAGCCUCAUCCUGCCUAUCGCCUAAAUUGGAAACGUUCGUGUUAGAUUUGUCGAUUGCGAAUCGAACACACACCGAGCGGUGGCAUUUGGUCGAAAUGAUGGAUGAGGUACCUUCGCAUCAGAUGUCGGAAGUUAUCGCCAUUGCUGCUACUUCCUCAAGAAUAGUGAUUCUUAAAUUUGACACUACCCUCGGUCGUUUCAAACCUGUUCGCGGGCUGGAUACAGUGGUUCCAGUCCCUAAUAUUCUUUUCACCAAACAUACCGCUAUCGUUAGUUCGGAUAAAUUUUUCGAAAUCGAUCUCACAACCUUUGGGGCAGAAGAAUUCCUCGAUAUGUCCGAUACCAGUCUGCGAGACAUAAGAAGUUGCACUCCUAUGGCUUCGUUUAAAAUCAACAGCCAGGAGAUUCUCCUUUGCUUCAAGGAGGUGGGCAUAUUUGUAGACGAAUAUGGAUGCCGAUCGAGGCCGCACAAUAUCAACUGGCUACAGGAACCGCUAGACUUCAAGUACCGAGAAUCUUGCCUUUUCAUUGCCCAUUCUGACUGCGUUCAAGUGAUGUACAUCAGCAAAUCGUACACCAAAGAGCUGGAACGUCAGGAAACCGCGGACGAAAGGAGAGCGUUCGUGAAUCUAAACUCUCCUCCGCGGUUGAUGGCAUUUGUGGACUUUGCGCGAACUUGCAUUUAUGUUGCCUGCGAAUGUGGCUCGUCCAAGGAGCGAGAGAUCAUCAAACUCGAUGGCUACAAGGCGCUACAGACCACCUGCCCCGGCAUCAGCAAAUCCAUGGAAACGUUGUCCAGUCUUGCCAGCUACCCCACCACCGUUGGACAGAGCAAUGAAACGUUAGCUGAUUUGGCUCAAGCGGUCUAAAUACUUAGAUGUUAUUCCUCUAAGUGAGAGGAGAGCAGAGAAUCAGUUUUUUUUUACAGAACUAAUUUUGUUUUUAGUUAUAUGACUCGAUGUAUGGUUAAUUACAAUAAAUAUUUUAAAAUACA